Molecule: messenger RNA, 165 nt
Organism: Heterostelium album PN500
Lineage: Eukaryota; Evosea; Eumycetozoa; Acytosteliales; Acytosteliaceae
Exons: 1
Coding region: 1-165 (54 amino acids)
Source: RefSeq, a predicted model, not a curated record
AUGAGUCAUCCAAUGAUGAAUAUGAGAUACAACCAAAUGGGUAAAAUGGAGAUCGAUGAUCAAAUAUAUGAAGAUUUCGAUGAAGAUUCUCUCUCUCUAGAUCCAAUGAAUGAUAAUAACAAACAAAUUGUACAUCAAGACUUUUUUAACGGUAACUAUUGUUAA